GGUAAUGCACAUUCACGCUUGUGCCACCCGCCAUAAAACAGAAAAGAAGAAGAAGAAGAAGAAGAAGUAGUAAACAAGAGCUGCACAUUAAUGUAGACCGAACUGCUGAAAACCGAGCCAACGCAACUUGAAUUUAAAGGUGCUGUUUGACGGCGUCAUGAGUCCAGCGCAAUGGGAUCUUCCUCCAGAGCUGUGCUGCCGGCCCAUGGCCUUUGUGGCUCUGACAGGUCUGGAUGUGAUUUAUAAUGCCAUCCACAGAGCCAUAUGGGAUGCAUUCUGUACCAACCGGCGGGCAGACAGAGUGCCCAUCUCUUUCAAAGUUUUGGCAGGAGACCACGAGUAUCCAAAGUGCAGGACUAAGAGGACAUCAUAUGAGUGGUAUAUCCCUAAAGGCAUUCUGAAGACGGGCUGGAUGAACAAACAUCUCAACCUGGUGCCCGCACUGGUCGUGCUGUUUUAUGAGCUGGACUGGGACGAUCCACAAUGGAAGGAAAAGCAAUCGGAAUGUGCAACCAAAGUGGAAAUCGUCAGAACAAGUUUGCAAGGCAGAAAUACGAAAGUCGCUGUGGUUUUGAUUCAGAAGAAGACUCCUCUUCCACCAGGUGAAGAUCUGGUGGCAUCUGAGAUGGCUUCUACUCUGUGUAGUGCCUGUGACCUUUCUGGCAAGUCCCUGUUUGUCCUGCCCCAUACUGACCACCUGGUGGGAUACAUCAUCAGGUUGGAGAAUGCUUUUUACGAACACGCACAGACCUACUAUUACAAUGAGAUUCGGCGAGUGAAAUCGCACAAGGAGUUCCUCAACAAAACUACACACCGGCUGCUGUUUGUCAGGCACCAGUUUAAGAUGGGUUUCUUCAGUGAACUAAAGCAGGACACUCAGAAUGCCCUAAAAUAUUACAGGACUGCUUACAGCCUCGUCCAUGAACUCCGAGCUCAUGAGACGAACGUGCUUGAGAUCAAGACCAUGGCUGGAUUCAUCAACUACAAGAUCUGCAGACUGUGCUUUCAGCAUAACACCCCCUUGGAUGCCAUCGCUCAGUUCCGCAAACACAUCGACCUGUGUAAGAAGAAGAUUGGUAGCGCUGAGCUGGCAUUUGAGCACACUGCCUGGAUGUCCAAACAGUUUCAGUCGUUUGGUGAUUUGUUUGAUGAGGCCAUUAAACUGGGCCUCGCAGCAAUCCAGACCCAGAACCCAGGCUUCUAUUACCAGCAGGCUGCAUCCUAUGCACAGGAGCGCAAGCAGCAAGCGGGGCAGCUCUGCAAUCAUGUGCCGGGUGUGGGCUACCCUGCACCUGACUCACUGGAGAGCCACUCCGGAGCUCUAGACUUCUACGGACAGAGACCCUGGAGACAGGGACAUCAGAGCAUUGAUCCUCCUGACCCUGAGAAAGAGAAACAAGGCAUCCUUGCUCUUCAAGUGAAGGAGAGAGUUGUGCUUCAUUCGGAGUUGAUCAUUGCUCUCCUCAGUAAUGCUGUCACCCAGUUUAAGAAGUACAAGUGUCCUCGAAUGAAGAGCCAUCUCAUGGUUCAGAUGGGUGAGGAAUAUUAUCAUGCAAAAGACUACACCAAAGCAUUAAAGCUGUUAGAUUAUGUGAUGUGUGACUAUCGUACGGAGCGCUGGUGGUCUCUGCUCACGUCGAUCCUGUGCACGGCUCUGAAGUGCUCUUACCUCAUGGGUAAGGUCAAGGAUUACAUCACCUACUCUUUGGAGCUGGUGGGCAGAGCCUCUAUACUUUCUGAAGAGCAGAAGUCCAGGAUCGAGAAAAAUCUGAUUAAAGUGCUCAUGAAUGAAGUCCCGGAGCCUGAAUCAGACUGUGACAUAGUCUCAGUAAAGGCGGCCCAGUCUCUCUGGAGUGACCGCAUCUCUCUGGCCGGCAACAAUGAGAUUACCAUUGAUGUCCAGGACUAUGUGCCCUUUGUUCAGUGCAAAGCCAAGUUCCUGUCUCCUAGUUUCCACAUUGAUGAACCUGUCCAGCUACACGUCUAUUUAAGAGCUGACUGCCCACAUCCUGUGCGCUUCUCAAAGCUGUGUGUCAUCCUAAGCAACCAGGAGUAUAAUCAGUACUGCUCGCUGGAGGACGCCUCGAAAGAUAAGGAUAUACUAGAGCUUUCCACCCAGGAGAACAUGUGUUUUGUUCCCGGAAAAACCCGCAAGUACUGCUUCAAAUUUGUAGCCAAAACUGAAGAUGUUGGAAAGAAGAUAGAGAUCACGUCUGUGGGGCUUAUGUUAGGAAGAGAGACGGGUCGUUACGUGUAUCUGAACUGGCGGGGCGGCUGGGGGGAUGCGGCCUCCUCCCAGGAGGCUUUACAGGCCUUCCGCUCCUUUAAAAAGAGAUCAUGCCUCCCAAAACAGCAAGUGGACUGGGACACUGUGUCCAUACAGUCUAGCACUAUGAUCAUAUCUCGAGUGCCCAGGAUCUCUGUACAGUUGACCCACGAGCCUCCAGCACUGACCAAUGAGAUGUACUGCAUGACUGUCACCAUCCAAUCAGAGGAGGACACUGUGGCCAAAGACAUCAAACUCACUGCUGGCCUCAAACCAGGUCAAGAUGCCAAUCUCACACAGACAACCCAAAUCACUCUAAAUGGGUCUGAGGUGUGUGAUGAUUCUCACCCCGCCCUGCUUCCUGACAUUCCGCUUGGUGACUUGCAGCCUGGCCAGAAGAUUGUGAAGCCCCUGUAUAUCCACUGUGUGAGCACUGGAUCCAGAAUAUUCUUGUUUCAUGUGGGUUAUUCGGUUAGUGCCACGGUUGAAGGCAAAGACAUCACCUGCAAAUGUCAUAAAGAUGAAACUGUUACAGUAGAAACGGUUGUUCCCUUUGAAGUGGCUGUAAAGUUUGUGUCCAGUAAGUUUGAGCAUUUAGAGCGCGUGUAUGUGGACAUCCCAUUCCUGCUGAUGAUGGAUACUUUGAGCGCAUCACCGUGGCCAAUUGAGCUGGUGAACAGUGAAGUACAGCUAGCCUCCAGUAUGACAGCCCUUGAUCAGUCCCAGAGUCAAGUGGAAGGAGUCACACUGCAGACUAGCGAGUGUGCAAGUGAAUGUUUCCUGCUCAAAUGUCCUCCUGUUCAAAAUGGCACCAGCACUGUGGCCUCUGGACAGUACACCAUCUCCUGGAAGAGAAAGUCAGCACUUACUGAGACAUUAGUGGUGAGAACAAACAUUACUCUGCCACAUGUGAAUGUAGAGAACGUCCCCAUGUAUGUGCACGCAGAGUUGCCCUCAUUCGGUCGUGUGCGUGAGUCUUUACCUGUUCGGUAUCAUCUGGAGAACCGCACGGGGUUGGUUCAGGAUGUCGAGAUCAGCGUGGAGCCCAGCGAUGCUUUCAUGUUUAGUGGACUCAAACAGGUGCGAAUGAGGAUCUUGCCAGGUGCGGAGCAGGAGAUGUUAUAUAAUUUCUAUCCUCUGAUGGUGGGAUAUCAGCUCCUCCCUCAACUAAACAUAAACCUGCUGCGCUUUCCAAACAUCUCCCCUCAACUACUGCGCCGCUUCCUGCUUUCACGCAUCUUUGUCAAGCCUCAGGGCAGAAAUGGAGACACUUCCAUCGAAGCGGCAUGAGGAAGAGACGAGCUCAUCACCCAACUCUGAGGCGUUGUCAUGGUUACGGUUGCAGGAUGAAGGCUGAACAUUCCUCAGAGAACUUGCGUUUACAGCUUAAUGAUUUGAACUUCUAAAUGAAAUACUAGAAAUGUAUAUUUAAUUAUUGUGUGAGUGUUCUAAAUUGUUGUUUGCAAAUAAUGUCUGCAUAACAUUUUUUAAUCAAGCUUCAGAUUUCAUCGACAGUCGUGCUGUCUAACCUCUUAACGAUUAAUAAUAAUGAUCUUGUAACUAAAACAUUCUAAAUAAUCUUAAAGUAAUUAAACUGACAUAGCACUCAUUGUUGUCAUUUAGCAAUGGAAAUUAAUUGAACUUUUUUGUUUGUCAUGAAGCUGUAGGUUGUUGUGUAUAAUGGAUGUGAUCGUGUCCCUCAAGUUUAUUUUAUAAAUGCUAGGCUGUCACACGUGGUUGUACUUGUUAUAUCAAUUGUUUACAUUACAAAACCUGGUAUAACUGACAGUGAGGGAGAGCUUAUGGGUCAUUCUGAUGACCAUUAACAGGAUUUGUGCGAUUUUUCUUUUUUUUAAAUUAGAAAGAAAGCAUCUUCCAUCAACAUCCACGGUCCUUCUCUGAGUGAAACACUUGAAGGAUGGAUGGGGGAAAUCAACCAGACAAUAAUCGUGUCCAAAAACUGAUCAGUGUCUUUACAGGUCAUGCCCAGGUCCUUCCUACUUCACACAUUUUUAGACUGCAGGAAUACCAUGAUGAAGGUGCAUGUGUACAGUAUGUUAUGCCCUUGUGACUUCUGCAGGUUGCACACACUCUUUAACAAUGUAUUCCUACUGAGGAUGGUAGCAAACACUUUUCUAUUGUCAGAGGGGAAAAAAGUUCCAUGCAAUUUCACAGGCCUUUGUGUUUUGAUUUGUUUUUCUUGGGAACAAAGUGAGGAUAAAUCUCCUCUGAUUAGUUAGUAGAUAAACAGUUUAACAGAAACUAACAUUUGUGAUCUUUGUAUCCAAAACAUGCUGUAAAAUCAUUACUUGAGGACUUUAGAUUUUAGGAAUAGUUCACCCAAAAAUGAAAAUUAUCUCAUCAUUUACACACCCUCAUGCAAAUCGGAUGGCAAUCAUAUUUGUGUAUGAAUAACUUUGUUCUGCAGAACACAAAAAAUAUUUUUAGAAGAAUAUUUCAGCUCUGUUGGUCCUUACAAAGCAAGUCAACAUAGUCCACAACUUUGAAGUUCCAAAAAGCACAUAAAAGAAAUCCAUAAGACUCCAGUGGUUAAAUCCUUGUCCUCAGAAGCGAUAUGAUGGGUGUGGGUGAGAAACAGAUCAAUAUUUAAGUCCUUUUUCACUCUAAAUCUCCACUUUCACAUUAUUUUCGGUUUUUCACUAUUUUGUUUUUGGUGAUUUGCAUUCUUUGUGCUUUUCACCACAUAUACCUACCUUAAUGGUAAAACAAAACCACUUGAGUCUUAUGGAUUACUUUUAUGCUGCCUUUAUUUGCUUUUUGGAGCUUCAAAGUUUUAGACCUUGUUGACUUAUUUGUUACUUUAUUGUAUGGACCUACAGAGCUGAAAUAUUCUUCUAAAAAUCUGUGUUCUGCUGAAGAAAGUUAUACACAUCUGGGAUGGCGUGAGUGUGAGUAAAUGAUAAGAGAAUUUUCAUUUCUGCAUGAACUAUUCCUUUAAAGGAAAUGUACUCCGAAAUGUAAAAAUAUAGACAUCAUUAUGUUGUUACAAGCCAGUUUGACUAUACUUACUUUUGUAAAACAAUUGAAAGAUUUUUAGUAGAAUUCCAAGAUGCUUCUUUAACCAAAACACUUUAUAUGCUACCUGCUAUCACAUUUAGGAGAUUAAAAAUAAAUAAAUAAUACGAAAAUUUGGGUGUUGAGUUUCUAACAUGCACACAAAUGAUUUUGUUCCCAAGGUGAUAAGUCUCUUUGUUCUUAUAUUUUCUUAAUACUUCAUAUUUCAGAUUGGCUUACAACACCCUUUUUGUCUUCCAUUUAAACAUCUUGCUUGC
Molecule: messenger RNA, 5559 nt
Organism: Xyrauchen texanus (razorback sucker)
Lineage: Eukaryota; Metazoa; Chordata; Actinopteri; Cypriniformes; Catostomidae
Product: trafficking protein particle complex subunit 11-like
Exons: 30
Coding region: 158-3556 (1132 amino acids)
Source: RefSeq, a predicted model, not a curated record